Lacerta agilis (Sand lizard) is the source of this 1011-nucleotide messenger RNA. RefSeq names its product polycystic kidney disease protein 1-like 3. The transcript has 2 exons. Lineage: Eukaryota; Metazoa; Chordata; Lepidosauria; Squamata; Lacertidae. Gene Ontology annotation, biological process: protein refolding; response to heat. The record is from RefSeq and is a predicted model, not a curated record. The coding region runs from base 1 to 1011 and encodes 336 amino acids. Gene Ontology annotation, molecular function: protein folding chaperone.
AUGCCCCCUUGUGCAACUUUACAGCAGAGAUCCAGAAGCGUCGGGCUGCAGCUCGGGGGUUUCCAGGGGUCCAACCUCAGCCCCCCGCAGCUUUACAGCAGAGAUCCAGGAAGCGUCGGGCUGCAGCUCGGGGGUUUCCAGGGGUCCAACCUCAGCCCCCCGCAGCUUUACAGCAGAGAUCCAGGAAGCGUCGGGCUGCAGCUCGGGGGUUUCCAGGGGUCCAACCUCAGCCCCCCGCAGCUUUACAGCAGAGAUCCAGGAAGCGUCGGGCUGCUGCAGCUCGGGGGUUUCCAGGGGUCCAACCUCAGCCCCCCGCAGCUUUACAGCAGAGAUCCAGGAAGCGUCGGGCUGCAGCUUGGGGGUUUCCAGGGGUCCAACCUCAGCCCCCCGCAGCUUUACAGCAGAGAUCCAGGAAGCGUCGGGCUGCAGCUCGGGGGUUUCCAGGGGUCCAACCUCAGCCCCCCGCAGCUUUACAGCAGAGAUCCAGGAAGCGGCUACAGGUGGCUGGAGGUUCCGCAGAACCUCUCUGCGCAGCCCCAGGUGGAUGAGAUGGGGAGGCCGAGGGUCUUGCAUGCAGGUAGCCAUCCCCACAUCUCCUGGGCAGCCCCACGCCAGGAAGGGAAUGCUGAGCAGGGCAGCCCAAGCCUUGUCCCCAAAAUCAGCUUCCAGGAGAACAACAUCACUUACCAGCUCUGCCUGGACAUGCACGGGUUUUUGGCGGAGGAGCUGACCGUGAAGAUGGACGGGAGGAAGCUGACGGUCUCUGGGAAGCACAAGAAGAAGACCAGGUCGCAGGACGACUGCGCCUUCCACGAUUGCAGAGAGGUCCUCAGAGAGGUUCUCCUGCCAGAAGAUGCCAACCUCGACGCCGUGACCUGCACCUUGUCCCACGAUGGGAAGCUCUGCUUCCAGGUCCCACGCCAGGCCGCGACUGCUCCCAAGGUGACAGACAUCCCUGUCACCAAGGUCCCCCAGGGGCAGCGGGCAGGAGGCUGCUGUGCACGAGGAUGA